AUGAGUAUUUCAGAAAGAAAAAGAAAGGAAAUGAUUUUAGAAAUUCCUCAACUAGCACAAUUUGAAGAUUUUGAAUUAUCGCGCAUUGCGACCUACAAUGAUCUCUAUUGGGAAAAGUUCCACUUUCAAUGCCCAAUUCUUCACUGCCCAUCAUUCCAAGCAGAAUCAGCACCAACCCCUCUGCUGCUAAGCAUUUUACUCAUUGGUGCAUCAUACACUCCAACUAGUGAAGAUUUCAAGACUGCUAUAGCUGCUCCAUUACGGUGGAUUAUCUUCAAAUCUUCCAGUUUUCAUCCUCCAACAAGAGUAUGGGUUUUGCAAAGUUUACUUUUAUUAGAAAUGUAUGAGAAGACACGUUCAAGCAGCAGACUCAUUCAUGAACGUGCACAUAUACACCAUGGGACUACACUUCAACUUAUUAGACGUGGAUCUACACUGUUAGAUCCUUCUAUAAAGCUUGAUCCAGAAAACAGCUCGACAUGGGUUGAAUGGGUUGAAGCUGAAUCUAUCAAGAGGGCAGUCUUUCUGGCAUUUGUUUUAGAUGUCUGUCACUCGGUAUUAUUUAGUCAUGGCCAAUUGCUUCACCCCAAUGAAUUGCAGUUGUCGCUUCCUUGUGAUGAUAGAGUAUGGGAUUCUGCUGAAGAUAAUAGAGAUCGAUUGAAUGCUCCCACUAUAUCGUUUAUUAGUGGCCUAAGAGGACUAUUAAAAGGGCAGCAUAUGAAUUUAGGGAGCGAACUUGGAAGGCUGGCACUUCUUUACGGUCUACUAUCACAUUUUAUUCAAAUAUCUAAUUUAGAUCUUGAGGCAUCAACAUUAGAUGCAGAAAUCAUUAUCCCAUUUCGCGAGAAAUGGGGUUUGGCAAUUGGUAAGGCGCUGAAUUUUUGGUGGAAAGAUUAUAACUCAGAAGAUCGGGCUGCUUCAGAAAACAUUCUCGAACAGCAGUUAAAUAAGAUGGACUAUUUGCAACAUUUUCAUUAUGCGUUUAUAUCAAUGACAACUCGAAGAUACGAACUUCAUGUAUUCUGUGGAGAUAGACGCAUUCUGGGGAAAACAACAAUCAGACAAGAUUAUUUGCACGCUGAAAGAUAUAUGAAUGAAUGGGCUAAGACCUCAGUAGCUCGGGAAGCGGCGUUUCACGCCUUGAAGGGUCUUAUAAGUGCGUUCUUGGAGAAUGGAAAGCCUACAAUGUACUCUGUUACAACCGACCCAUUUGUUCAUAGACCGAUGAUUAUUGCACAUUGUGCUUUGGUUUUCUGGGCAUAUGCUUACUGCUUGGAUGGUCCAGAAUCCAAUGUUCUAGCUCAUAACUUUAAUGGCAGUCAUUUAGAGGAUCAUGAGUGGGCUCUCGUCGCAGAAAGUGGUCUUGUAUUUCUUGAAAGAUGUAGUACUGUCUCAAGUCCACGAGAUUUAGACCACCUGAAAAAUAAGAAUAGAACUGUGGGGCUUCUCAAGUGGGUAAUGCUGGCAUUACGGGGUAGCGACUGGCCAUUACUUGUAGAAAUCUGCCAAAUGAUGGACAAUUGUGUGAAGAGGAGCCUUGGAUGGGAGGGGGCAGUAGGCAAUGAUCUGGAAUGUCGAAAUAUCCAGGUUGGAUAG
Sugiyamaella lignohabitans is the source of this 1596-nucleotide messenger RNA. RefSeq lists its product as uncharacterized. Gene Ontology annotation, biological process: regulation of transcription by RNA polymerase II; DNA-templated transcription. NCBI's taxonomy places the organism in Eukaryota, Fungi, Ascomycota, Dipodascomycetes, Dipodascales, Trichomonascaceae. Gene Ontology annotation, cellular component: chromatin. Gene Ontology annotation, molecular function: zinc ion binding; RNA polymerase II cis-regulatory region sequence-specific DNA binding; DNA-binding transcription factor activity, RNA polymerase II-specific. The transcript has a single exon. The coding region runs from base 1 to 1596 and encodes 531 amino acids. The record is from RefSeq and is a predicted model, not a curated record.